AUGAGCUCGCAGCUGGAUCACGGCCCGCGGCCAACCACGGGGCAAGACGUGCGCGUGCAGGACGGCAACCUCGUGUGGACGAGCCCCGCCAACAGAGGCGACGGCGCACAGCAACAGGUCCGCCUCGACGAGGUUCUCUUCACACUGCCCGCCGCCGACGCGCACGCGGGCUCCAUCAUCGUGUGCCUCAAGGAACAUGACGGCGCCGAGAAGCAGACGCCGCCCCAGCCGCCGUUCCAGCUCGUGGCCCUGCGCACCGACGAAGCCCUCCCCGACCAGCUCCUUGGCGACGGCCGCGGGCGGAUCGAGAAGCUGCCGGAUCAUCUGCGCAGCUCGGACGCCAACGAGAUGCACGUGGUUGUGUCGACGGGGUCUGGGCUGGGUCUCGCGGGCGCGUUCUGGGAGGAGGUGCUGCGACCCGUGUUGGCCCUCGUGGGGGAGGCGCUCGGGGAGGAGGAGGCAUCGCGGCCGAGCGACGUGGUCGUUACGGAAGAUGCGCAUAGCGUGAGGCGCUUCGCCCGCGCGCUGGACGAGAGACGGCGAGGAGGUGACGGUUCGGCCAAGUCGGCGACGGUCAUCCUGCUCAGCGGCGACGGCGGCGUGGUCGACAUGCUCAACGGCGGCAGCAGCCGUGAUGGCAGCAGCAACGACAGCAGCAGCAACGACAGCAGCUCCCCUGCCGCUCCCAUCGUCGCCCUCCUCCCCCUCGGCACCGGCAACGCCCUCUUCCACUCCCUCCACAAGCCCGUCGCCUCCUCUUCCUCCUCUCCGUCCGCCGGGUCCGGACCCUCGCCCUUGGUCCUCGCCCUGCGCACGCUCUUCCUCGGCGCACCCGCCUCCCUACCCGCCUUCCGCGCCUCCUUUUCCCCCGGCGCGCACGUCGUCUCGUACGUGCCCACCAAGGCUGACGGCAAGGGGGGCUCGAUGCUGACCGCCGGCGGCGACGACGCCGACCUCGCGAGAAAGGACGCCGCCGUCGAGUCCCUGUACGGCGCCAUCGUCGCCAGCUACGGCUUCCACGCCAGCAUCGUCCACGAGAGCGACACGCCCGAGUACCGCGUCCACGGCAGCAAGCGCUUCGGCAUGGUGGCGCAGGACCUCUUGCGCGAGUCGCACCCCUACCGCGCGCGCCUCUCCGUCCGCCGGCCCAAGCCCCUAUCCGCCUCUGACGCACCACCACCGCAGCAGCAGCAGCAGCCGCUCGAGGACUUUUCCUCCGCCACGCACGCCUACAUCCUCGCCACCCUCGUCUCCAACCUCGAGCGCACCUUCACCAUCUCGCCCGCCAGCGCGCCCCUCGACAACCGCCUCCGACUCGUGCACUUUGGCGCCGUGGGCGGCCAGCGCACCAUGGAGGUCAUGAUGAAGGCCUACGACGGGGGCGCGCACGUCGGCAUGGCGUGGGAAGACGGCGACGGCCCCCAGAGAGUCUCGUACGAGGAGGUCGACGAGCUGCGCGUCGAGGUGCACGAGGACGACGCCCGGUGGCGCAAGUUUUGCGUCGACGGCACCAUCGUCGAGGUGCCGAGGGGUGGGCACAUGGUUGUGGAAAAGGCGAGGGCUGGGCUGCUGCGCGUGCUGGUCGAUCCGCGUGUGCUGCCUCGACGAUGA
This is a messenger RNA of Purpureocillium lilacinum, 1611 nucleotides long. RefSeq lists its product as uncharacterized. The record is from RefSeq and is a predicted model, not a curated record. Gene Ontology annotation, biological process: phosphorylation; sphingosine biosynthetic process. Lineage: Eukaryota; Fungi; Ascomycota; Sordariomycetes; Hypocreales; Ophiocordycipitaceae. Gene Ontology annotation, molecular function: lipid kinase activity. Gene Ontology annotation, cellular component: intracellular membrane-bounded organelle; cytoplasm; membrane.